CCGGACUGGAAUGGGUAGUCGCCCUGCCGCGGCCGUGCUAGCUGCCCGCCCGUGAGCCGAGAGGUCCGUCAGAUGAGCUGUAGUGCGCCGUACGAAAGAUAGAUUGCCGUUUGACAAGUAGCCUACGCUGCCAUGGUCGCGAGUGCCGUCGGGUCGGCCUUGGUUGUCUGACAAGUGCGUGAUAGACCGCGAGUGAAGAUGUACGCCAAGGGGAAAGGGUCCACAGUGCCCUCGGACGCUCAGGCGCGAGAGAAAUUAGCUUUAUACGUCUACGAGUACUUAUUACACGUAGGGGCACAAAAGGCUGCACAGACCUUCUUAUCAGAGAUAAGAUGGGAGAAAAAUAUCACAUUAGGGGAACCUCCUGGAUUUCUACACUCAUGGUGGUGUGUCUUUUGGGAUCUGUACUGCGCCGCACCCGAGAGGAGAGACACUUGUGAACAUUCGAGUGAAGCCAAAGCAUUUCACGAUUAUGGUUUUGUUAAUUCUGGCUAUGGAGUUAAUGGCAUUGCACAUAAUGCGCCUGCACCAAGUCCGCUCGGUCAGAUGCCUCCCAACGACGGCAUGCCCGGAGGACCAAUGCCGCCUGGCUUCUUUCCGAACUCGGCUAUGAGGCCGUCUCCCCCCACACAUCCGUCAUCUCAGCCCUCACCUCAACACCCCCAGCCCCCUCCACCCCACAGCCAGAUGAUGUCAAGUCAGCAGUUCAUGGGACCGAGGUAUCCAGGUCCCAGAGGCCCAGGGGGAGUUCGGAUGCCAAAUAUGGGUAGCGAAUUCAAUGGGCCUCCGGGUCAACCAAUGAUGCCGAACAGUAUGGACCCAACACGGCAAGGUGAGGGCGGAGAGUAUGUAGGUUGGCAAGGACCCCCAGGAAUGAAUCCCAUGAAUCCUCGAAUGAACCCUCCCCGUGGCCCCGCCAUGGGCCCCAUGGGCCCUGGCUCGUACGGCCCCGGGAUGCGGGGGCCUCCCCCUAACAGUAGCCUAGGUCCCGGCGGGCCGGGCGGCCCAGGCGGUCCAGGGGGUCCCGGCGGACCGGGUAUGCCCCCAGGAAUGGCAAUGGGAGGCGGACCGGGGGGAAGACCGCAGUGGCAACCAAACACGUCGACGCCUAUGAACUACUCAUCAUCAUCUCCUGGGAACUAUGGGGGCCCACCUGGAUCAUCCGGACCCCCAGGCCCAGGAACACCUAUUAUGCCUAGCCCGCAGGGUUCUGUGGGUCCUUACUCCCCCGCUAGUCAUCGAAUGCCCACUCCAAGUCCUGUUGCAAGACAAGACUCUUCAAAUUCAGGGGGUGAGAAUAUGUACACUAUGAUGAAACCUGUACCUGGUGGAAACAUGCCUGGAGACUUCCCUAUGGGAGGUGGCCCAGAGGGAGGGCCCAUGGGCCCCAUGGGGCCUGUCAUGAACGGGGACGGGCUCGACGGGAUGAAGAACUCUCCAGCCAACGGCGGCCCCGGGACCCCGAGGGAAGACAGCGGCAGUGGGAUGGGUGACUACAAUCUUGGGGGCUUCGGAGGCCCGGGCGAAAAUGAUCAAACUGAAUCAGCAGCCAUUCUGAAAAUUAAGGAAAGUAUGCAGGAAGAAGCCAAGAGGUUUGAGAAAGACUCGGAUUAUCCAGACCAUUUCAUGCAAUAACACCCAGUUCCACUUCUGUGAGGACUGACUGGGCGGUCUUGCUGCCCUGGCCUGCCUUACUCUCUCCUACCUACCCAUUCCCCUGCCUCGCUCCCUGCCUCGAUUACCACCCAUUUUGAUUCCUGUGAAAUCAGAUUGCAGUGUCUCUUUACAUCUCAAGUUUAUCUCAAUUUAUUUAAAUGAAAUUGAAUGAAAACUGAUUUUAGAACAGGUUUCAUUCAUUACGUUCCUUCUUCCUUUAGCGGCUAGUCAGCAAAAUUAAGUAUCUGUGGGAGGCGUGUGAGCCAUUUCAAUACUUUUGACAUUCAUAGAUACUUAACCCUUUUCUUUUGAAUUGUUUCAUUCCACAAGGGAAUGGUCUGAGCUUCUUCUCUCUCUAAACUACAGGUUUUGUGCUUGUUUUAUUUAUGUUCCUAUAAUUAUCAGACUUGCAAUCUGAUUCUUAUUUGUAUUUUUGGAUGUGUGAUAGAGAUGAGGUAAAAGUUUAUGAACCAUAAAUAUGCUUGUAUGAGUGAGUGAAUGAGUGAUUGUGGACGCGCACGGCCGUGUGAGUAUGUUUGUGACUGCGAGAGUGUGAGUGUGAGUGUGAGUGUUUGUGUGGAUGGUGAAAGAUGCCAGUGCUAUUGAAAGCCGCAAAUGUGAUUUUCCUGGCAUGUGUGAAUAUCAGAUUUUGAAGUCGGAUUUGAAGACAUCCUGCAUCCUCUUACUAAACAUCACUUUUAUGCCCACCAAGAAUCACACUAUAUGGCAGGAUUUUCCCUGUACUGAAUUGAAAGUAUCAGAACUUUGUGUUGUUAUUUAUAAAUUUUUGUUCAACUGUUCAUUUUACUUUUAAAAAAUGUUUUUAUUUUCCAGUUUUUAAAAGAUUAUAGAAGUAACUGCAAUCUGAGUCAGUUUAUCGAUAUUUACUACAUGACUUGUUCUGUGGAAAGCUGUAGUUAAUUUAUGUUAUGUUAUUUUGUAGUUUGCAAAUUACUUUUAUGCCUGUAGCAAUGAAGGCUACAUGAUCAUGUCACUGCCCUCAUUUAUUUUCUCCUUUUUAUUCUUUAAUUUCUCUCUCACUAUCUCUCUUCCCGUGCAAGUGAACCUCUUAAGUACAAAUCCAAGAUUGGUAUGGUGUGAACUUUAUGUUGCCAAAGGUAAAGCUCUUGGGCUUAAACAGCAUCAGUUAAUAUUAAGGCUGGUCCUAUUCUGAGCAUGAUCUCUCUGCAACAUAUCUGUAAUUUAAUGAAUUGAGCAUUUGUGCUGGAAAUCACAUGUGUUUCUUUUCAUUUUUAAGGACCAAUUGAUUGUCCUACCACUUUUAACAUGUGUUAAUGAAAUUUAACUAUCAUAAUUACACGUCUAUUAUUAGCAAUGUAGAAUUUUGUUGUUACAGAAGCAAUAUGGUUUUUAAUGUAUGUUGCUUUUUUGUUACUUUUUUGUUGCCAUUUGCCCAUAAAUAUGUGGGCUAAGUGAAGCUGGGCAGCUGAAAAAAAUAUUUCAAGGGUAACAGAGGUUCUCUUGUGUGACUGCUUGUAGUGUGUGAGACUGUGUGUGAGUGAAUGCGCGCGCGCGUGGGUGUGUGUUGGUGUAUAUCUGUCCCUAAGCAGAGAUGCCUCAUUACUUGUAAUAAUUAAUUCAUGCCCCAUUAUGGGGGGGUGGUCUUUAGAGAUAUAAUUUGGCCAAAGCUGGUUAGGAAAAUUGUAAAUAUUAAGUGGUAAGAUUGAGUUACCAUUAUGAAAGAAAAUGUGGUAUUUUAAGGCAAUAUGGGAUGCAUUCACUCACGCACACACUUUGUUUUUGUGACAUGUGUUUGAAUUACUAUGGGACAUCUCUUCAGUGAUGGUGCAAACACUACACAGUAAACAAUACAAUUUUUAUCCGUUUUUAUUUUAUAUUCAUUUUGCAACUGCUUGCCUUAAUGUGCUUACUCUAUCAUGUUGAAUAAUUUUGCAUCGUUGUUCAUGCUUCUAGACUUCAAAUCAGAGAUAAAUAUGUCAUGGCUCAACAAAUUAUUCAACAAAUUGAGAAUCUUGCAGCCCAAGUCAGCGCCAGUACAUUGUUGUUUGACAUCACAGUAAGAUUAUGUCUCUCUUCCUCCUUUUCCAUGCACUUACCCCACUGUACAUACCUAAAUGUUGACAGACCACAGUUAAGAUGAACAUUCACGUAAACGUCACAGUAGCCAAAUUACCUUUUGAAUUACUAUUGAAAUAACUGUAACUAAAGUAAUAUUAUGAGUUGUAAAUAUUUUAAAACUUAUAAAUGACCUUUUCACUUGUUGAUGAAUGAAACAAAUUACCUACAUGUGUAUAAAGAAUUGGCAAGAAUCAGAAUCAGUAUUUAAGAUAUGAAUGCAUGAAGGGCCUCCCAUGUUGGGGGCUCGUAGACUGUGGCAAGUAGAUAUUAAGCGAUCAAGACGUCUCUUACUACCAACUUAAGAGUUGUUUACUCUGUAAUUGAAAUGCAAAUGUGAUGACAUAUUCCUCAUGUUCUUCUUGACAAAGUUUGUGUUGUUUACUGUUUCAUUUUUCUUUUUUUAACUAGUAAAAUUUUGGCUAGUAAAAGUUUGGUGGUUUUUGUGGAUGGAACUUUUUGGAAUUGAAACCGGUCAUUGUGAUAAAACUGUAAAUUUUUUCUGAAUUCUUUUUCUCAGAACUAAAUUUAUAUUGCCACUCUUCAGCCUAGGUGUUUUUGCUGCAUAAACAGUUCAGACCCGUUUUGUGAAAAGUAAAUCCAGUUAUCGGUGUGUAGCUUCUUGGUUGUCAGUUGUACCAUUCCCUCAAAGUACGUAAUUUUUACAUCUGUGGAAAUUGUUUGCUCGGGAGUUUCUGAGCAAAUUGAAACAGCAGAGACCCUAUUGCACAUUGCUUACCUCAUUCAACAUUCGUUCCGUUCUACCAAGGAUGACUGUAACCCUUUGAAAAACAUACUCGAUUCUGUUUGUUUCUCUGCUACUUUCACCUGUGAAACAAGCUUGAGGUGGUUGGUAGUAAUGUAGGCAUCAAUUCAAUAAGUCAAUUUUUGAAAUGGUUUAGGGUUUUUCUUUAUCCUCUAACUUAAUAGCAGUCAAAUUGUUGAUUCUUGGUGUUAUUUUAUAUUUUAUCUGAGGGUGGUGAUCUUAUUGAGUUUCAUGGUAGUUCCACGAUACUUUCACCUUAUCAUGAAAUUAUUGUGCAAUACAUGGCUGUUUAAUGGUAUGAUUCACUUCCUGUAAGUGAUGUUCGUGUUUUUUUAACUACAGCACCAUUUUGAUAGUGAAUCAAAAACUAGUGUGAUCCAAAUCCUACAGAUCUAUGAGAUUUAAAAUUUGCCAAAUUUAGUUUAAAGCAAACUAAUAUUGAGGGGCUUUUGCACAUUUUCAGUAUUAUUGACAAAUAUCAGUGAUAUGACAUGUAUCAUUCAUCGCAUAGGAAUUGUAUCCUUUACAAAUGUUCCUUUCUGCAUUGACUAUGUAAAUAGUACUUUUUCAAGUUUUGUCAAACAAAUAACUGUCGGGAAAACGACUUUCCUUAAGUUUUUAAAACUUCUCUAUCUAUUGUUGGUCAGAACCCGAAGUUGAGAAAGUACUUUCUAUGUAGUUUUUGAAGGCCAACCAAGUGGUUAAUUAAGAGAAAAAUGAUGUGGCCAAAGAAUAUGCUGUAGUUGUAUUUUGUUCUGUAAAAUGUUAUUCCAUACACUUUUCUAUGAAGUUCACAGAAAGAAGGCUAGGUUCUCAUGACAGUAAAGGCUGUUUUUGUUUUUAAUUUUUUAAAGAUAUCUAAUUUUGAAGACAAUUGUGAACUAGACUCCUUUUCUUUAUAUUAUGUUUUGUUGUUGUUGAAACGGAUUUCACCUAGAAAUUUGUGACGUAUUGUGAAACGUUCCAAUGAAAUAAAUUAUUAAUCUAUUUCAGCAUCUCUUGCCAGAUAUGUUGGUGAAGUUGACUUAUAGAUAUGGUAGGAUACAUUGUAUAAAGUAGACUCAUGGAGAAUAUUCUAUUAUUGUAAUGAUUAUUAUUGAUUAUUAUGGUCAUUAUUAUUAUUAUCAUUGUGAUUACGUGUGGCAUUUUUAAAUAAAUGAAAGGAGAAAACUUGA
Thrips palmi is the source of this 5694-nucleotide messenger RNA. It is a transcript of the gene Ssdp, whose product is annotated as single-stranded DNA-binding protein 3. Lineage: Eukaryota; Metazoa; Arthropoda; Insecta; Thysanoptera; Thripidae. The coding region runs from base 199 to 1635 and encodes 478 amino acids. The record is from RefSeq and is a predicted model, not a curated record. The transcript has 17 exons. Gene Ontology annotation, cellular component: nucleus. Gene Ontology annotation, molecular function: protein binding; single-stranded DNA binding. Gene Ontology annotation, biological process: positive regulation of transcription by RNA polymerase II.